Messenger RNA from Dreissena polymorpha, 5927 nucleotides. RefSeq lists its product as uncharacterized. NCBI's taxonomy places the organism in Eukaryota, Metazoa, Mollusca, Bivalvia, Myida, Dreissenidae. The record is from RefSeq and is a predicted model, not a curated record. The transcript is spliced from 2 exons. The coding region runs from base 161 to 3100 and encodes 979 amino acids.
CAACUAACACUUGGCCGAAUAUAACGGAGUAAGCUGAGAUAAGGGAUCUAUAAUGUGUUUCGUAUUUAUAAAAGGGGAUUUCAUCGGUUAACUGGUAAAAUACAAAAGAGGCAAAACACAGCGAGACGAUGGCCUGGUAACAAAGCUAAAUAAUUGACCAAUGGAUAGCGCGAACAGUUCAGAAGCUGUUGACACGGAAUAUGAUACGCUGCAAAAAGUACGUGAAAUCGAGUCAGCGGCCAUAGAGGCAAAUGAAGCCGUUUCCUUAGCAACGGAGGCCGCUUCACGUGAACUCAGACAUACGGUGAACGCGUUUAGUUCAAAGUUAGAACUAACUAUCGCUCACGGAAAGGUUGACAUUGAAUCAGCUGUAAAUACUGGUCAGCAAAUACUGGCCGCAGCAAUAGAAGAUGGAAAACGCGAAAUCAAAAACAUUCAUUUAACCAGUCCACGCAACGAGAAUGAAGAGUAUUCCAGACAGAGCGACGAUUUACUGCGACGAUUGAAGGAGUUUUACAUUGAGAUAUUGAGUCAUGUGCCAAUAUGUCCUCUAAUGCCCAACCAGGACACCCUUUUAAGUGAAUAUACUGUUCCGCCAAAAAUAUUUGUGCUGCCCAAACGUAAAUGCAGACGUUUGGUGGAUAAGUUACGUAUAUACACAUACAAAGAUAUACUAUACACAACUGGAAAGUUAAAUAAACGGAUAUUCCUACUAGGCGAGCCCGGCACAGGGAAAUCAACAUUUGCCGCUAGGUUGGUACUUGAUUGGUGUGGUCAACCCUGUCGCGUGUAUCCUGAACAAUUCAGUGAACUCGAAACAUUAAAUGUUUUUAAAUUCGUAUUCUACAUUGAGCUUAGAGAAUGUUUGCAUCAGCGCGAGGUUUUGAAAAUGAUACAAGAACAAAUUGUAGAUUUGCUUUAUCACACUGGCGAAGACCGCAAUAACGCCCAAAGACUUGUUCAGAAAAUUAUUGAAACAGAGGUUUGUUGUGUGCUUCAAGACGGUUUAGAUGAGUGGGCUGACCCAGAAGGAAGAUUGGCCGUACCAUUGCUGAGCACCAUUGGUAAUGAGUGUACUGUCUUGACCACGUCUCGGCCGUGGAAAAUGACUGACGAACGCAUAAAAGACUCUCAGAUCGACAUUCUAUUAGAACUAACGGGGAUAAAUGACCCUUAUCUUUUGUGUAAAAUUAUAUUACGUUGCACACAAAGUGAUGAUUUUGAAUGCCAAUAUUCAGAGUUGAUAAGCUAUAUUUCCAAAUCAAAACUUGAGAGCUUAUUGCCGUCUCCGAUGAUGACAUCGCUUGUUGUCUGUGCAUGGUUGGAUGAUGUUGGUGUGGAAGGUUCAGUGACAGAAAUAUACAGCAUUUUAUUAGAUUGUCUGUUUAAAAAGGCAAACGGUAAACCAGGAUACUUUAAUCCUCCACAGUUCCGGUGCUUAGCUCACACACGGUUUAUACAGCCAAACAUUGACUUGUUUGUUGCUUUGUCAAGAGCUGCCUUUGAAUUAAUGUUUUCUGGCGAAAAAGAGACUUCAAUUGUAUUUGGAGAUCGUGAAUUGUUGAAGUAUGUAUCCAUGGAAGAAAAAUCACUUGCCUUGACUACUGGGAUUUUAUCGGAAAGGAAAUCUUCAUCGUUUACAUAUCGAAAGUCAACUUGUUUCUUUUUGCAUAAAUCAAUACAAGAGUUUAUGGCUGCGUAUCAUAUUGCCUGCAAUUUAGAUUUCGCCAGUGAUGCCCUUGCUUCCUAUCUGCAACGAAAUCCAAACGCUUAUCUUGACCUUUCUCAGGUAUUCAUAUAUGUAUGUGGAAUAGACAGUGCUGCCGCCAAUAGACUCUCGUGUCUCCUGGACGAUUACUCAAUCAUACACACUACAGUCCAUGACUGUCGAGAGCUUCAGUGCCUUAUUGUGUCUGGAUUCAAGGAAUGUCAAGCAAACAAGCAAAGUAUCACCGAUAAUUGUCUGAAACUGAGUAACUUUGACUUCGAUUACGUGAUUGAUCCAGAGGAUAUUGAUGCCUUGAAAUCUAUUUUGAUGCUUAACAUGAAUAAUAUCAACUCAAUACACGUUACCAUAGAUUCUGUGCACAUACAUGAUCUUCCAAGAAUACUAAUGUCUUCCGCGCAUUGUCUCAAACAAUUGCAUCUCAGUUUGCAAGGCACCCUUGAUGAGAUGCAUUCGUCAGCACCUCAGCAUGUCGAUGCUCGCGGUAAACAACACUCCAUCGUGUCGUUACCGGACGUGUUAUGCCGUCAACGGAAGCUACAUUCGCUAACGUUAGCAAGUAUAUCGCGGGUAGUUGAUGUUAGGAAGUGGUUAGGACAUCCUAACCAAGGUUGUUCAGAUAUUGAAUCAAUACCACUGCCACCAUCUUUAGCAUGUUUCACAUUGGCCCAUGGAAAAUGCUCUUCGUCUUGGCUGCGAAACGUUUUAAUCAAGAUGUCUACAUUCAAACACAAUGUCAAAUUCGUUUUGGAUAUGUGCACAAUAAAUCAACGUGAUGCAAGUGAAGCCAGUACACUAAGGCCUGUGUCCAACACAAUAGACCGUGCACCAUCAAAUGACAUGUCGGGAGUUUCGCUGGUGAGUGACGGGGACAGCGCCGGUUUGUAUGAAGCAAUACACGGUACGGGUGUGAGAUGUCUAACUCUGAAAGGUGUUGAAAACACAACUUUGCUAUCCGACACCGUGCUAACCCUCACAAAACUAGAGAAAUUAAGACUGGUGCUGGGCGAAUACAUCCAACUACAGCUACCGAAUCGCUUGAAGCGAUUAAUGGUCAUUUACGAAUCAUUGUCUCCAUCUUCGUUUCGCCGUAUGCUGAAUCAGUUGUCCUCUCUUGGCAGUUAUGUCGAAUGUUGCAUUUUAUUCGGAUGUGAAGCACCGCGGGAUGAAUAUACAUGUACUCCCGACAAACAGUACAUAGAUCAACUUGACCAUGUUAUUGUGAAAUCAUUUACUAAAGGAGAAGGCUUUUACGUUGUUGAUGACGUCACAUUUCAUGCCGAUGAUAUUGAGGAUUUACAUUUCUUUCGGGAUGCGAAAAUAUGGUUCAGGCAAUAUAUUGCACUUGUUGUAGAGAUCAAUAAAGACCACUGAAUGGUGCGGAUUUGAUUAUCCGUGUGAACAGUAACAUAUGAGUAUAAAUGUGUGCAUUUUUGUAUUGAUAUGAUUUGUGGAAUGUGCAACUUUAGUCAUAUUAUCAUUUAGCCAGAUAUUUUGUUCACGUAAUUUAGACACAUGCCAUUUAUUGCAAUCAUAUUAAUGAUAUUAUAACAACCCUAACAGUGUAGUGUGACUAUGUCAGGUUUUCUGCCAGUAGGAGAGAUAAUUUACAACAGUGUAUAUAACGGAUCUGUUAAUAUAAAUUAGUUUUCAUGCACUUGAUAUAUCGCACGUUGGAAAACGUUGUACUUUAGUCAUUACUAAACUGACGAUGUAACGCGUUUGGUGGUUCAUUGUGGAAAGAGCGUUAUAACAGUUAACGUUGACUCUUUAUGUAACCCAGCUGAAAAUCCCAAGCCACACUGGAGCCCUCCUACCGCGUCACUAUACACGCUAGCUCAUAUAGCAAGGCAGAAUAAGUGUCCAUUAUACGUCACCCCACUACAUACUAUCCCUCCAUAUUUAAAAUUCAUCCACGAAUUUCCUUCUGCCUUUACAUCUAUGGGAUGUCUGACAGACAACAAUGGGUUAUUUAUGUUGGGCGUCAAUGUUACCCAGCUGAAAAUCCCAAGCCACACUGAGAUUAGAACUCGGGUCCUCCCGGUUCCUAAACGAACGCGCUACCGCGUCACUAUAAAAGCUAUCUCAUAAAGCAAGGCUUAAUAGGUGUCCCUUACAAGUCACCCUACUACAUUUAGAAAAUGUGUCUGAUAUGUAUAUAAUACAUUAAGUUAUACCAAAUUCAUCUGUUAUAUAAGAGAGCCACUAAUACUUUAGUAAUGCAUGUAAGAAUUUAGAUAUAACUUGGGGUUGACACGCUCCUCCCCAAUUGCGUACUGCUUUAUCUUGACCUUGCGUACUGCGUACUCCAUUAUUUUUCUAUGUUUGUUGCUGUCUAGAUAUGAUAAAUUUAGGAAUUUUAUGAUGAUUCAAGCUUUGCGUACGACAUAACGGAUUUUUCUGUACCACGUAUCGGGCCUUUACGUAUUUUGUACGGUCUUCAACACCCCUAAAUAUUUCGUACAACAAAGGUGUUUUACCCUCAUAACUUCGGGUUAAAAGUAAGUUUUUUUAAGCAAUAAGCAUUGUUGAAUGUCUUUCGUUUUUUUCUGUCGUAUAAAUUACGAAAGCAGACUUUGGUUUUAGCCUAUUUUAUAAUACACAAAGCUAAAUGUUUGUUUGCAAUUCUUAGUUUUUACGUGCUUGAUUGAAACACUUCAAACGCCGCCAUGUUACAACCUGAAGUGCAAUUCCGAUUUCAAGUAUUAUAAACUUUAUGAUAGUUGUUUGCUGCCCUAAAGUGUAAAAACCCGAUUAAUAAACGUUCGAACAAAAAGUCAUUUUAAUUAGUGUACAAAGUUUGUUAGUUCUUUGUAAUAAAAAAUAGAUAAACAAAUUAAACAAACACUGCAAUAAAAAUAAAACAUAGCUAUAAACCAUACACUAUUGUUUAACCAUUAUGUUUGCAUUCCUGUGAACAUAAGUGAAAGCCUUAUUGGUACGCAGUAUUCGAGUGAGGAUUUAAGGCCGCACGCAGUAUGCAAAUUUCUUUUUUUCUGGUACGCAAAUUGCAAAAAAAAAUCAGUUUUGAUGAAAAGAUUUAAAUCAACAUAAUCCGCAAGUUAUUCUAUCUAGUGAACAAUAAUCGCAGUGAAAAUAAGGAGAACGCAGGGUCAUUAUAAUACCGUACCCAUUACACAAGGGGGGGGGGACGAGUUUUCCCAUCGCUAGCAGCACAAUGCUUAUAAAUUACCAUAUUAUUUAUAUGCAUAUUUGUAUUAUUGUGCCAAUGCAUAUUUUAUGUUCAGUGAUCCUUUUAACAUGGAUAUAAGUUAAUGUUUGUGCAGAUAUUAAUUGUUCUGAUCUAUCGUUAUUAAUCUUAUAGACACAAAUAAUUGGCGUCGCCCUGGAGGGCGGCGACUAGUAUGUAAUGCAUUUUUGUUUUCGCUUAUGGGAGGAGAAGUUAUUUCACGGAUCAAUGUAUAAAUUUUUGUUUUAAGAAUAUCUUGCAUAGUGGUGAUUUUUUGUGUAAAUUAGUGUAAAUAAGUACUGCAUUUGUGCCUAUUACAUUAAUUACAACAUUUAUUGCCAAUAAUGCAAAGCUAAUUGUUGUAAUUAAUAACUGAUCCACAACUGAUCACAGGGGAAAGAUCACAGGGACUGGGCAAAUACGCGAAACUUUCUGGUUUUGUAUAAAAACAAAUGAUGUUUUGUAUAAAAACAAAAAAUAAUCAAAAUAUAUUUAUUUUGUGUUUUUUUCUAAUUUGCUUAUUUAGUGGAGAAUCAAUGUAGUACGAUAUUUGACGACCUAUCGCGCAAGCAAGUUUAUUGGAAGGCGUAGUGGUACGAAAACGUACAAUGUAUUAGUUUAUUAAUAGACAUAUAAUAACGAUCGCUAUACACAACUUCACCAAAUAGCAGUACAUAAGUGAAUGUCAGCCGGAAUAGCUCAGUUGGGAGAGCGUUAGACUGAAGUUGUUUACGCAACAGUCAUCUAAAGGCCCCCCGGUUCAAUCCCGGGUUCCGGCACGAACGGAACAGUUCGGCGGCUGACAAUUUUUUCAGUCAGGUUAAUAAAUAUAAUUAAGCUUUAUUUUAUGUAGACAUUUUAAAAUCCAUUUUACUACAAUUGGAUAUUUUUAUUAAAAUUAAUGGAUGCAACGUGGUGACAACGUUAAUUAAAAUUUCUUACAUCACUUAAAUAUCUUAUAAAAAAUACACGUGUUUUUAUAUUAACAAAUAAAUGCAAACAACACAUCUA